Molecule: messenger RNA, 3339 nt
Organism: Arabidopsis lyrata subsp. lyrata
Lineage: Eukaryota; Viridiplantae; Streptophyta; Magnoliopsida; Brassicales; Brassicaceae
Exons: 2
Coding region: 820-3186 (788 amino acids)
Source: RefSeq, a predicted model, not a curated record
GUCCUGAAAAUAAAGUUUUGUAACAAGCUGGAGAAAGUGUUUGAAAAACAAGUUGAAGUGCGGAACCUGCACACACUGUGUCUUCUUGAGUUGCCUAUGCUAUCAGUUAUUGGUGCUACACUGCCUAAUCUGGAGAUUUACAAAAAAGACAAAUGCCCAAAGCUGAAUACUUCAGAGGAAAAUCUCAUAAGCAGAGACAGAGUGACGGUCUAGCGCAAUGAGGAUAUAUGCAAAAACACAGAGGCAGCCGAAGCAGGAUCAAGCUACCAACCAUUCUUUCUCUGGACCCUUUUCCUAAUUAUAUAAUCUGUUCUGUGUGUGUGUGUGUGUGUGUAAAUCACGACCAUAUGUAAACCUGUGUGUUUCAUGAGCUCCUAGUUCGUAAUCUGGCGAUAGAUGCUCUGUUUUUUAAUGGACCCUAAGGCCUCUGUUCUAAUUGGCGAUAGAUGCUCUGUUUUUCAAUGGACCCCAAGGCCUCUAUUUUAAUUGCUCUCUGCUUUCUUGGCACCAUUGCUACAAGUUAUUUCAAAGAGUUGCAUGAAUUUGAUAUUUUGGUGGUGAGCUCCAGGAUUAAGGACGUUUAGACAGACACACUUGAUGCAGUGGGCCAUGCUCUCUGUCGCUUUAUGAUGUUAUCGUUUUUGAAAAAAAAACUUGAAAUAAAACCAGUGCUUUUUUUGUAGAAAAAGACUACAAACCCCAAAAAUAACCAACAAAGGAAUUCCACAGAGCACACAAGGUAUCUAGAAGCAUCAAAAAGGAAAAAAGUGUUAGAAGCAGAUCUAAUCAGAACCGUUUCUCGGCAGGAAACAGGGGAAAAUGGUGGAAGUGAUUCCCAAACAAAUCAAAGAUAUUUGGGAUAGCUGGAAUAUCAGGGGAAUGAUCAUCCUCAGUCUCUCGCUUCAGACAAUUCUCAUUUUCUUGUCCCCCUCCAGGAAACGAACAUCUAACAAGUUCCUGAUCCUGUUCGUGUGGUCCUCGUAUCUCUUGGCAGAUUUGUCAGCAAAUUUUGCGGUCUCAUUGAUUGCCAAGAACCAAGGUAAAGCCCCUAAACCCGAUGAUCCUCCGCAAAAUAAGAAGCUCCUCGCCUUGUGGGCACCUUUCUUGCUUUUACACCUAGGUGGACCAGACACCAUCACUGCGUUUUCCCUCGAAGACAAUGCUCUUUGGAACAGACAUUUUCUUGGCCUUAUCUUUCAGGCACUUGCAGGUGUAUAUGUGGUUGUCCAGUCUCUACCCAAUGUGCUUUGGGUGAUGAUACUGUUGCUGUUCAUUUCUGGGACUUCUAAGUAUCUGGAAAGGACAAUUGCGUUGUACCUCGCAAGUUCAGACAAGUUCAGGGGCUCGAUGUUGCAGGCUUCCAAUCUAGGGUUUGAAAACAACGAGCAAACAAAGAACCUAGAUACGGACUCAAUAAUUGCAUCUGAGAUGUACAUGAAGGAGAACCGCGGACAGCCGAAACCUCUGAAACUCAUGUUUCCCGAUAGACGCUUGACCCACCUUGAAAUUCUUCAAUAUGCUUUCUUGUUUUUCAACAACUUCAAGAGUCUUAUGGUCAAUAACAUCUUCAGCUCGGAGCUGCGUGACGAAAGCAAAGCAUUCUUUAGCUCAUUACAUGAUGAUGAAGCUCUAAGUAUUAUAGAGGUUGAGCUUGAUUUUAUCUAUGAAGGCCUAUACACAAAAGGUGCGGUUCUUCAUAGUUGGCUUGGACUUGUGUCCCGUCUUCUAUCAUUGGGAUCUCUUCUGUCAGCCUUGGGCAUCUUCCAUUAUAGACACAACAAGAUCAAAGAGUUUCAAAAAGGUGACAUUGUGAUCACCUAUACGUUGUUCUUAGUCGGCAUAGCUCUGGAUUUUAUAUCCAUCCAGGUGUUCAUGGUUUCCGACUGGACAACAGCCAUCCUUGCAAAGCUUAAGGAUGACCCCGACGAGAUGUAUUCAAGAAAAGACAGCAUACUCAAUUGGAUGUUUUCUUUGAAGACGCCAAAGUGGAAGAGGCAAACAUGUCGUGCUGGACAUCAGCAGAAGGCGCUUAAGAGACCGUUUCUACUCAGAAGAUGGAAAGAAAGUAUCAACAUGUUAAACUUCAUCACAUACUCCAUGAAUGCAGAUACAGAAAAGAUCCACAACCCAACGGAUAGAACAUGCAGGCAUUUAUGGAAGACAUGUGUUUUCCCGUUCAGUUACGCUAUCUCCAUCAUCCACACUUGGUUUGGACACAUCACCAGAUGGUUUCGUGAUCUUCAUCAGAAUAUUCUCCCCCAUGUGAUCAUUCUACCCCCAGGAGAAAAUCAGGUGGCUCGUUUUGUUAUCGCCACCUUCAAGACCCUCGUUGAAUUUUGGUACCAGGUACCUUACAUUUUUGCGUUUCUUGGCACCCGCUUCAUCAACUUCAUGGGCAUCAAAGAUCUCCUCCAUGAAAUAAGACUGGUAAGAUCUGUACACAAUGAACCCUUGACAAAAAACCUAUGGUGUUUCAUAAAUUUGGAGCUGAAAUCCCAGAAUCUAUACAGCCUGGAGAAUACCAAAACAAAAUCCACGGCCAGGAGAGGUUGGGCAUCAAGCGAUACCCAGAUUCAAAUAGCAGAUAAUGAAAUGCUAUUGCAUUACAUAAGAGAUGUUGAUUAUGACCAUAGUCUUUUGAUUUGGCACAUUGCCACCGAGCUAUGUUACCAAGAAGAAGCUUCCACCAAUGAGAACUGCGAUAAAUAUGAGUAUCAGACUGACCGUGAGAUCAGCAAAAUCCUCUCGGACUACAUGAUGUAUCUCUUGAUCAUGCAGCCCAAGCUGAUGUCAGAGGUAGCUGGCAUAGGAAAGAUCAGAUUCAGAGACACAUUGGCCGAAGCUGAGAGAUAUUUCAAGAAGAUGGGUAUCAUAAACUCUAGGAGCGUGAAAUUAGCCAGUGAGAAAAUUCUUUCAGUCGAUACCAGCAUCGAAGCAAGAGAUGUCAAAGGAAAUCAUAGCAAAUCAGUUUUAUUUGAGGUAAGUUCAGUGGCCAAAGAACUUCAGAAAAUGGAGAAGGAUUUUGGAAAAGACAAAUGGAAGACACUUAGCAAAGUGUGGUUGGAAUUCCUCUUCCACGCAGCAUCCCAUUGUGACGGUACAACACGUUUGGAGCUUCUAAGCAAAGGUGGAGAGUUCAUAAACUUCGUUUGGCUACUAAUGGCUCACUUUGGCCUAGGGGAUUGAUAAGCUCAGAUCAAGAAUGGCGAUUCAGAGCCGCCACAACUUAAGGUGUCUGUGUCUCAAAUUUGCUUAUGUUUAAAUACUUUGUGUUUUUCCACUAUUCAAUAAGCAUCACAGCCAAACGAACUGCAAUCCUAACAUUGAAGCAAACUCAUA